ACCCACAAUUCCCACUGCGCGCGCCGCUCUCCAGUCGCCGCUUCCCGUACCGCACGGCUGAAGUUCCCGCCGGGGCCGGGCUCCCGCCGCCGGGGACAUGCUGCCGAAGCCGCGGAGCCGGGGCCGCCCCAGCUCCCAGGCCGACAGGGACUCGGGCCGCGGCGGAGACAGCCGGGCCCCGAGAAGUGCUGUCGCCGAGGAGGCCCCGAGCACCUCCCGCGGGGGGGGCGGCUCGCAGGACCCCCGCCGCUCCUCGUCGCAGGGCGGCCGCCGGGCCGACGCUCCCCUGGCCGUGGGGCCCAGGUCCCAGAAGCAGCUGGAGCUGAAGGUGGCCGAGCUGGUGCAGUUCCUGCUGAUUAAAGACCAGAGGAAGAUCCCCAUCAAGCGCACCGACAUCGUGAAGCACGUCCUGGGCGACUACAAGGACAUGUUCCCCGACCUCCUGCACCGCGCCGCCGAGCGCCUGCAGUACGUGUUCGGGUACCGGCUGGUGGAGCUGGAGCCCAAGAGCAACACCUACAUCCUCAUCAACAGCCUGGAGCCCGUGGAGGAGGACGCCGAGCUGCGGGGCGACCAGGGCACGCCCACCACCGGCCUGCUCAUGAUCGUCCUGGGGCUCAUCUUCAUGAAGGGCAACACCGUCAAGGAGACGGAGGUCUGGGACUUCCUGCGUCGCCUCGGGGUGUACCCCACCAAGAAGCAUCUGAUCUUCGGCGACCCGAAGAAGCUCAUCACCGAGGACUUUGUGCGGCAGCGGUACCUGGAGUACCGGCGGAUCCCGCACACGGACCCCGUGGACUAUGAGUUGCAGUGGGGCCCGCGAACCCACCUGGAAACGAGCAAGAUGAAAGUCCUGAAGUUUGUGGCCAAAGUCCACAAUCAGGACCCCAAGGACUGGCCGGCCCAGUACUGCGAGGCCCUGGCGGAGGAGGAGGACAGGGCCCGACCGCAGACCAGCGCCCCAUCUCAGACCAGCGCCCGAUCUCAGACCAGCGCCCCAUCUCAGAGCAGCGCCCGAUCUCAGACCAGCGCCCCAUCUCAGACCAGCGCCCGACCUCAGACCAGUGCCCCAGCCCCCUCCUCUUGAAGUCAUAGGUUCCGGGGGACUCCUGGGGACGAGGGUCAAAGGCACAGGCCUGAGAGGGGUGUCAAUGGGGCAGAGGGCCUAUUUCUGUAAAGCUGAAAUGUGUGUAGCUUUAGGAUGUGUUUGCAAACUUUUGUUCUUUUACUGUUAUAAAGUAUUUGGUUCCAAGUUUUCAUUUAUAAAAAUAUGAGAGGA
Molecule: messenger RNA, 1279 nt
Organism: Eptesicus fuscus (big brown bat)
Lineage: Eukaryota; Metazoa; Chordata; Mammalia; Chiroptera; Vespertilionidae
Gene: NSMCE3
Product: NSE3 homolog, SMC5-SMC6 complex component
Exons: 1
Coding region: 98-1087 (329 amino acids)
Biological process (GO): negative regulation of transcription by RNA polymerase II
Cellular component (GO): nucleus
Source: RefSeq, a predicted model, not a curated record